Haemonchus placei is the source of this 573-nucleotide messenger RNA. The record is from the annotation of a GenBank genome assembly. NCBI's taxonomy places the organism in Eukaryota, Metazoa, Nematoda, Chromadorea, Rhabditida, Trichostrongylidae.
AUGCAUCAAAGUGGAAGUUUUCACAAAUGGAGCACCGGUACUCAUUACUCCGGGCAAAGUCGUUCAUUACCGUCGUUCUAUCGGCUAUUGUUGAUCUUAAAAUCACAAAGGGACGGAGGUGAUGUAGUGGUAAGUGGCACACUACCUCACACGCACGUCACGGGUUCGAAUCCUGGAUUAAUAUUCGCCUGGUCCAACCAAGACUUCCACUCCUCCGUGGUCGGCUAUUUGCUACCAGACCCGUCUGAGAGGUCAAAAGCACUGACUUGUUCACCGGAAGGCCACCGCAAGGCAUUUUAUAGCCGACAUACGCAUUCAAUAUGCUACUACAUUUCUGAAAGGGAGUCGAGUGUGAGCGCAUCUUUUUCGACCUAUACCGCACCGAUGAUGUGUGUAGACAACGAUAAUUUGGCUUGGUUAGCAAAUAAAAGGUCGACAACCCGCCAAAGUAUGCUUCGCAGCGAUACUAAAAGCACACAACAGAGGAAACGCCUACGUGUGAAGUCGGUAAUCAUCUAUUGCUAUUUCCUCUUAUUUUCAAACGAUCGCCCCCCCCCCCCCCCCCACAUAUAA